Dreissena polymorpha is the source of this 1623-nucleotide messenger RNA. Its product is annotated as A disintegrin and metalloproteinase with thrombospondin motifs adt-2-like. The coding region runs from base 1 to 1623 and encodes 540 amino acids. The record is from RefSeq and is a predicted model, not a curated record. Lineage: Eukaryota; Metazoa; Mollusca; Bivalvia; Myida; Dreissenidae. Gene Ontology annotation, molecular function: metallopeptidase activity. The transcript is spliced from 14 exons.
AUGUUGUGGGUUGUUGGUCCGAGUCUGAAACAGGACUCAGUUCUACCUGGAGGAAGUUUAAAUCUCAAGACGGCUAUUGACACGGAGAUUCAGGACAGCGGGAUUAGCAUAAUCGCCAUGACCAUGGUUUUGAUUCUGAUCUUGAUGAUUUUGCGACCAUGUCUCAUCUCAGCUUUGAAUCAUGCCGUUUGGCUUGAGGACAUUACCCAGAACGCCAGGACACGCAAUCUUGACCUGGGAUUGUCGGAAACUCUUCAGUUCAAGCUGAAGCGCAGCGGACACCAGGAUCUGACCUUGAAUCUCGUGGAGAACAAGCGACUGAAUCAGAACGCUCCGGUGUACGAGGUCCACACAGAGAAUGGUCAAAAUAAACUGGUCAAGAAAGAAACAGCGCCCAUCGUUGAUGUGAAGUUCUAUCACGACAAGGUAAAUGGUGGUUCGUUCAUGGUUGAAUGCUCCAAGAGAUCAAAGGGCGCGUGCCGACGAACACUGACCGGUAGCUUGGAAAUUGACGAUGAAGCCUUUGAAAUAAACCCGACGCCGGAAAUAUUUGUGUCUAGGUCACUGGCCGUGAACAAGCUUAAUCCGCACAUGCUUUCCAGGGUGGAGAUCCCCAGCGGUACUGCUAGACGGGAUUACAUGACCGAAGAGGAAGACGCCCCAGUGCCACCUACCGACCAAGCUGAAACGCCUUUCCUGCGCGAAGCCCUCCCGGAAAAGGACAAUAAUGAGGAAAAUAGGAAUGUUGGUACCGAUAUGCACCUUAACCCUCCCAAGCCUGAACCUGGUCGUGAUUACUCUGUGGACAUGAGUGACCUUAAUGAAAAAGAGUUAGAAAACAAGCUUGCCAAAGAACUACAACGACUUCUCAAGAAAAUCGAGCUGGAUGCCCUUACAGAGAUAAGCCUUCGCUAUGAAAGCAUCGAAGAUUCUGAGUUGAAUAUUUACGUGACCAUGUCUAAAAUCCUCAUUUACAAGACAAUUGCUGCCAACAAUCCUUUGCCGAAUGCUGAAACGGUUGAGAUGGGGGCUAAUGGAAAGGAGGUUGCAAAUAGUAGCUUCUAUGUCAGAAAAUUGGUCGACUGGCUUGCUGAUCUCCCUAACGCACACGAUUAUGAUCACGCUAUGGUGUUUACCGCCCUCGGUGCCCACCACGACGCCGACAGCAGGACAAAAAAGAUCGCCUUUUGUCCCACUAUAGGCAACUUCAUCAUGGGGGAAUGGGGUACCUUCAAAAGCGAUGAUGCGUACACGGUGAAUCGCUGGCGCUUCUCGACAUGCUCCGUUCAGCAGUUCAAAAAUUAUAUCGAGUCGCUGGGUAAUAACAACUGUCUGCUGGACAUUGGAGACGCCACGGACGAGUACAAAACCCACUCGAGCAAGCAACCCGGGGAGCUGUACUCGCCCACCGAACAAUGCCAGCUCGAAUACGGAGAAAACUCAAGAUUGUCAAGCAGUCAGUCGGCCAUAGACCCAGGGAUAUGCCUGCGCAUGGUUUGCAGGUACAACGGUAAGCGGUACAACAUUACUGCCGCUCAUGGUACACCGUGUGACAAUCCUUCUCUGAAUAAGUGGUGCAAAGAGGGACUGUGUGUCGCUAAAGAAACUCCCGCAAAUGAUUAA